UCCAAGCCGGUUUAUUUAUUUAAGCCAGCUAAAUGAUCGUAAAAAGACGAUAAUGAGAAAAUCCAUCAUACUUAUGAUUUUACUGACAAAACAGGAUGUCACGCGAUUAACGUCUUACUAAAGUGAUAUUCUCCUUUACUUAGAUGAAGCCACGUGACUACUGUGAAUGCUGCUAUUGGCUCGAAAUAGAGCACUAACGGAAAUUAUGGCGGGUCCAAGAAAAGUACACGAAAUUUCAGAUAGUGAUGACAGUGAUGUGGAAAUCGUAUCUAAUGUGCCGAAAAAAAGCCGACAAGCAGAGUCACCAGAUAAAAAUUCGACAAAAGAUUCUACCAAAAAUGACAGCGCUCCUGUCUCAAAGAUUUCGCCCGUGAAGCUUAAACCCGACACCUUUGCCUCUCCAAGGAAAAAGCCACAAAUUGAACGGAUCCCACAUCAGAAGCCGUUAUCUACCGCUCCUUCAUCGUCAAAGUUAAACACAAGUUUUGUGUCCUCAAACAAAACAGCCGAAGUUGUAUGUUGCUCAUAUAGGCCAGUUUCCGUUAAUGGUCCAGCUUUAGGAUCCAGCCAUUGCUUCGUCUUCACAAAAUCAUCCAGGAAAGAUCAGGGUUUGACGAAAACGUCCGUGGAGGAGAACGACUUAGAGAAAAAUGAAGAAAAAUGUAGAAAAAUACAAAGACGCUUACAGGAAUUCCCACCCGAGUAUUCGGUAAACCAUUUGAACUGCCCAUCGAAAGGGGAACCGGCAUCGCAUUCUGCAGUUGGCUCUGAUCAUAAUUUCGAGAGCUCAGGCACAAAACCAUGUCCGUAUGGAUUUAUGUGUUAUCGCACAAGCUCAGAACAUCUUCUGGAAAAUUCACAUGACUCGCGGCUACGUGGCUUCUAUCUUACGAAGUGCGAAGGCCUUCAAAGCAAAUUUAAUUCGGAUACUUUUACUCGAUCUUUGAAGCAAAUACUUCAUGAGGAUGUGAGCGACCAACUUGAGUCAGCUGUGCACUUCAGCUAUGUCUACGAUAUGGAGUGGCUGUUGGAGCAGUAUCCGCCAGAGUACCGACAAAUCCCUAUGCUACUCGUAGUGCAACAAAGUGACGACCUUCUUAAGCUUUUAAUAGCCCAGAGACAGGUAUUUCGGAACGUGGCUUUACUGCCUAUUGAACUAUCGCGCUUUGGCACUCACCACAGCAAAAUGAUUUCGCUGAAGUAUAAAGGUCACCUGCGGCUCAUCGUAACUACAGCUAAUCUCUACGGGCCCGACUGGGGUAAAAAAAGCCAAAUGUUGUGGGUCAGUCCGCUCCUGAAAAAAUCUUCCCAGCCCAAGAAAGGACAGGAUUCAGACACAGGAUUUCGAUCGGCAUUAUGCACAUAUCUGCGUUCAUACCAGAAGAAAAAGUUGCUUGAACUAGCAGAAAGUUAUGCUGACUAUGAUUUUUCGCUUAUCGAUAACUGCUACUUCAUCGGAUCUACACCAAAUUCGAUCAAGAGCGGGCUAGUGACAGUGGAUUCUAUUCUAACUAAGAAUGUUCCUCCGCUCUCCAAGGAGAAUCCUGUCACGUUCUGUUUUUCCAGUAUCGGUACCCUUGGACAAGACGACACCGCUUGGCUGAGACCAACCUUCGGUCGUGCACUCUUGGCUAACAACCGAACUACUCAGAAAGGCACAAAUAUCACUGAUGUUACCGUGAACAACAUACAAGCGUUGUAUCCGACUAUCGAAGAAGUCCGUAAGAGCUUCGAAGGCUAUGAGGCAGGACGGAGUUUACCUUACUCCGGAAAGGUUCAUAUGAAACAACGAUGGCUGUCCAAAUGGCUUCAUCGAUGGAAAGCGGAUCAAGUGGGCAGGUCCAGAGCGGCGCCUCAUGUUAAGUUUUAUAUACGAACAUCGCCGGAUUAUCAGCGAACGUUCUGGUUUUUGAUGAGCUCUGCCAAUCUGUCGAAAGCAGCUUGGGGUAAUCUGCAAACGAAAGCGCCACUUUCAUACGAGUGCGGUAUUUUGUAUGUGCCUAAUAGGCCCAUUAGCACGGAUCAGGUUGUUGUACCAUUCGAUUUGCCGCCACAAGAAUACUCGUCCUCGGACCGCCUUUGGAUACAGGAUAAUAUCUACAACGAGCCUGACGACUUUGGUCAUUCGUGGGAUCCACGUCAAGGCGGCGUGGUUCCAACCAUUUGACAAAGCUUAAAAGCGGCGUAAUAAUAAUGAACCAGUAUCGUUUCCCGGAGGCAAAAUUUUUUGCAGUGAUUUAAGUGCUGCACGUUGUAUAUACUCCAGUCUUAGAUCGAGCCAUAUAUCUAUAAAAAAAAAAAUUCCAUACAGUAAAGGGAAAAAUGCACUGGUGAAUCAUCAGAGAGGCGAAGACUAUCUAUGGUUCCGUUAUUCAUGAACCAGUUAGCCUUUCACAAGCUGACGUAUAAUCAUCUCUCGCAAGCACGAGUUUACUGCAAGGGAGGUUAAUUUUGUUACAUAUAUGAAUUGGUAUAGCUUAGCUGUCGCAGAUGAAUAAAGGAC
Messenger RNA from Varroa destructor (honeybee mite), 2503 nucleotides. RefSeq names its product tyrosyl-DNA phosphodiesterase glaikit (gene gkt). NCBI's taxonomy places the organism in Eukaryota, Metazoa, Arthropoda, Arachnida, Mesostigmata, Varroidae. The record is from RefSeq and is a predicted model, not a curated record. Gene Ontology annotation, biological process: DNA repair. Gene Ontology annotation, molecular function: 3'-tyrosyl-DNA phosphodiesterase activity; double-stranded DNA binding; single-stranded DNA binding. Gene Ontology annotation, cellular component: nucleus.